AUGCAAAUUCAAUUGCUUUCAGGCUGCUUUGUUUCCACAGCUGCUCAGGCAUCGGUCGCCUCGCCAUCAUUUCUUCGUAACGGGAACACGGCAGUGGUCUGCACACCGCUCUUCACCAUCGCACAAGCUUCCAGCUGCCCUGCAGAGUGCAAUGAUCUGAAAGCAGCUAGUGCCACAGCCCUCCAAAGGGCAGAACUGGAUCUCGAUGCUGCUGAGAGUGCCACAGACUACUCUCGCUUCUGCAUGCAGAAUUGCGUGCACGACUCUGCCAGCACGGAGAGCCUGUGCACUCCUGCCUCAGACGCGCCAGCCCGAGCACCUAUUGUGUCGCCUGCUGCCCUCCUGAACGAGGGAGCUGAGCAAAUGGAGAAGCCAGACAAGGAUGUGGCUAAAGCGAAGGACAAGAAGGAGGAGGCCGUGAAGAACGAGGAGAAGAUUGCCUCAGUCGAGGCUUCCCUGGCGUCGGCCAAUGAGAAAGCCGCAGCGAACUUAGCCUUGGCCCACAGCCGGGGGGACCUCUUUGAGGAGGUGAAGACCGAGCUGCAACACUCAGCCGAGAGGGCGGGAGCUUAUGCGGCUGCGGCAAAGAAGGCUGCGGAUCUGGCUGAGGAAGAAGCCCAGGAGAUCGCAGAGGUUCCGAAGGCGGCUGCCAAGGAGGCAGCCGAGGCGGCGAUCAAGCAGUUCCAGCAGCAGGAUCAGCUGAACAAGAAGUUCUUGAGCAACUUGAAGGCCCAUGCCACGCCGACACUGCCCCCCACGCCGGUAGCCGCCGCAGUCGCUGCCGCGCCGUACCGAGCUGCCAUUCGACAGGUUGAGAGUACUCAGGGCCUCUAUGAGAACAAGGCAGCCCAACUCAAAUCAGAAGCCGACUUGCUGAAAGCCAGCUCCGACAGCGCGCACAGCCAGGUCCAUGCAUACCAGGCGGCUGGAAACGUGGGCGCCGCGCAGAAGAUCCAAACACAGGCUCAUGAUCUCCUCGUGAGGUCUCUGGAGAAGGAGACGGAGGCAGCAGAGGCCAUGGAUGAAGCCAGGCGUAUCGGCCUCAUGGUGCCUAAGUAUGCGGCCGCAGCUGCAGAUGCCGCGGCUAGAGCAUCGAUCUUGGGAUCCCAGAAAUGGAUGCCGCCCUCGUACCAGGCUGUUCCAGCCAUCAACGCGAAGCGACUGCCGUUCCCAGAAGUCCCGGCCAGCGCUCCCUAUCCGGUGCCUGCGGCUUCGCCCGUGGCCUUCGCGCCAGCAUCGGCACCGGCAGCUGCACCGGCUGCGUGA
Molecule: messenger RNA, 1266 nt
Organism: Symbiodinium pilosum
Lineage: Eukaryota; Dinophyceae; Suessiales; Symbiodiniaceae
Source: the annotation of a GenBank genome assembly